Messenger RNA from Sphaeramia orbicularis (orbiculate cardinalfish), 8481 nucleotides. It is a transcript of the gene rif1, whose product is annotated as replication timing regulatory factor 1. The transcript is spliced from 36 exons. Gene Ontology annotation, biological process: telomere maintenance. Lineage: Eukaryota; Metazoa; Chordata; Actinopteri; Kurtiformes; Apogonidae. The record is from RefSeq and is a predicted model, not a curated record. The coding region runs from base 260 to 7348 and encodes 2362 amino acids. Gene Ontology annotation, cellular component: nucleus; chromosome, telomeric repeat region.
CGUCGGCGUAGUGGUUUGGCGCCACCAAUUUCGCGGGGUAACAACAGCGAAUAGUACACAGCGCAGGAGAAGAAGGAGAAAUCUAAAAUAUCAAACUGAUAAAAGUGUGGUUUGCGGACGUACGGAGUGCGGUAGAGUGAAGCGGCCGGUCGGUGUGUCCGCGGCCGGUCAUCUGCACUCUGAACCCCGGGCUCUGAAUACAGUGGAUGGUGAUCUCAGGUUAACGCUUCUCUCUGAGGCCUAGAGGAGGUGAGUAAUAAUGAUGGCGACAGCAGAGCCUCAGAGCAGCUCCAGCUUCCUCCCUCUGCUCCAGUCUCUGGAGGACAACACUGCUAGACAGUCUGACCAGACAGACGCCUACCUCACCAUCGCCAAUCGGCUCAGUGGAGAGGAAGGCCGCCAGUUUCUCCCUGCAGUUGAAAAGCACUUUUGUCGUUUGGGUAAAGUUAUCUUGGCUCAUAUAAACAGUCCAAAUGCAGAGCUGAGCCAAGCUGCCUUGCAAGCUUUGGGGUUUUGUGUUUAUCAUUCUCAUGUCGCCUCUGCAGUCCCUGAAGCGUUUGCAGCAGAAAUACUUUCAGCACUUUGCUCUUUAGUGGUGAAAUCGACAGAUAAGAACACAUGCACCAGAUCAUUAUGGGUCAUCUCCAAACAGAGCUUCCCUUCAGCUGUAGUCGGUACAAAAGUGCCGUCUGUAUUAACCACCUUGGAGAGUGUGUGGAGCAGAGAGGACGUUCAGUCUGUUGUAAUGGAGCAUGAAGCGUUAAAUGUUGUCAUUAGGAUGCUGGACCAGGUGCCGACCCAGAUGGGCGAGGGGUCGGUAAGGUGGGCGAAGCUGGUCAUCCCUCUGGUAGUUCACUCUGCCCCCAAGGUGCGUCUUCGUGCCGCAGCGGCCUUGGAGAUGGGGAUGCCUCUGCUCCUGGAGAGACAGACAGAAAUAGCUGCUAUUAUUGAACCAAUGAUGUCGUCUAAACUGGUCCCGGAGCUGCAGAAGCUCUUCAUGUCUAAGAAUGAAACGAAUGUGCUGAAGCUCUGGCCCUUAUUUGUCAAACUGCUCGGGAAGCUCCUCCACAGAGGAGGUCCCUUCAUCAACUCCCUGUUGCAUCUGGAGGAGCUUGGCUUCCGCAGCUCGUCUCCUACAAUCAAAAAAAUAGCCUUUAUUGCCUGGAAAAGCUUGAUAGACAACUUUGCCAUCAACCCCGACAUCCUUUGCAGUUCCAAACGUAUGAAGCUCCUGAUGCAGCCCCUCGCAUCCAUUAACGUCAGGACAGAGGCACUGCUGCUCACAAAGGUGGAGGUUUGGUGGUACCUGGUGGUCCAGCUGGGGCCCAACCUGUCCUCCAACUUCGAACAGGUUUCUGUGCCUCUGCUCCAGUGCACCAUUGGGUCUGAUGCUGCUUCAGUCCCAGGCAUUUCCUCUCGAGGUGUUAAUCAAAAUGGUUCUGUUGCACCUGGCACACCAAAGACCAGCACUGCAGGUUUCAGCAGUCCAGCUGCCACACCACGGAUUAGUCUGAACUCCAGCAUGAUGAUACAAACCACCUUCUCCUCCAUCCAGCUGCUGGGCCUGGAGAUGUUACUGCACUAUUUCCUGGGACCAGAUGUUGUUGCUGCUGCAGCAAAGAACAAACUCAUUCUGAGUCUUGAGCCCUUAAACCACCCAUUCCUCACUGGCGCCUCCUCUUUCACCAAACACGCUUCUGUUCUUAUCUCGCAUAUCAGAGACGGCUUCACUUGUGUUGGCAAAGAAGCCCAAGAUUCCCUGUUGGCUCUAAUAUGGACGAGUCUCGUACGUUUUGUCAACCUGUCUAUAGAGUCUGGUGGCAGUAAAAAAGACCGACAGGGUUGUGAAGUGCUGACACUGAUGCUUCAGGCUCUGCAGAGCAUCGUCAUGUCCGAAGCUCUGCCUGCAGACAGAGUCCUGGUUUUGUUUGAAGCAACAGUGAAAGGCAUUCCUCAGAGAGUCCUUGGAUCUGCCUCCUACCAAGUGGGCAAGAUGGAUGUGCUGAAUGGAACACCUGCUCUGUUCCUCAUUCUUCUUCUCUACGACAGCAGCAUGUUACCAGCCUACAUAGAGGAUGAGAGGUUUUUUCAGUGCCUUCAAACUCUGGUGAGCUGUGGUUUGUCGGGGCCCACUUCCCCUCUUGCUUUUUCAGAGGCGGUGCUUGGUGCAAUCCGACGCAGCUCCGGGUCCCUGCAGAACAAAGAGCAGCUGUGGAAGAUGUGGACUGUGUUGGUUAGCCAACUCACCGACACCAUUACACAGUCCAAUGAAGUCAACCAAGGUGACGCCCUGGAGCACAACUUCAGUGCUGUGCACUCUGCUUUGUUGUUACCGAUCACACACCUACUAUGUGGCACGCCGCUCCAACAGGCUUCCCAGAAGUCCAUGCUGUCCACAUGGUCCAAACUGUACAAGGUAUUCGCUCGCUGCUCAGCGCUGGUGGUCACAGCUGAGGAAAACAUCUGCUGUGAGGAACUGUGUGCAAAGGUGACCACUGCUCUGGACAAAGAAGCCCUAAAGGCUCCUUCAACAUUAAAUGCCGUUGCCAGUAUCCUCCAAGUCAUGGUCGAGUGUGUGAAUUUCUCCCCAUACACACCUCAGUUUCAGCAACAGCUAAAAUCUCCUCACACUCCAGUCAAUUGGAUGCGAAAGAAGAACAAGGUCCUGGGGAACCUGUUCACAUUCCAGUCUCUGCUUGGACAAUGUCUUGAUGUUUUCCUGAAGGACCCCGAGGCGUCCUCCGAGGCCACAGGAGCAGCUCUGACCUCCAUCAUUUCAGCUCUCUUCACCAACCUUGUCCUGGCCAACGCUGUCAGGGAAGUGUUGACUUCUCUCAUUCAACCUCUGACCCUUUUCUACAAACAGGCAACCAAUGAGUCCAACACGUUCACCCCACAGGUUCUGUCAAAGUUGGAGAAGCUCCUCACAGACAUCCUCAGCUGCAUGCAGACCAGAUCCACUUUCGCCUACGACACAGAACUCCUGACCCUGCUUUCUCCUCUGCUUUGCGUGUUGUUUCCCCACAAAAACAAGCAACUUCGGGCUUCGAUCACUCAGUUCUGGAACUCGACAUUUGGCAACUCAGUCAGCCUCACCUACCCAGAUGAACUCAGACCCAUUCUAAGCCAGGUGAAGCAGAAGACACCGAUCAUUCUGCCUGGCUUCGAGGUCAUAACUGUCCCUGAUGACCUCAGUGGACAGUAUUCAGGUGAGAGUUCUCAGUUGGAGACGAAGCUCAGUGGGAUACCGGUUUCAUCUGUGGGGAAGAGGGACUCACUGCUGGGAAAGGCUUCAGAGAUGAAAGACGGGAACUCUGCAAAGACCUCCAAGCCUGUUCCUACAAAGCUGGACUUCAGCUCUCCAAAGCCUCCUCGCAGACAAAUCUUGGAGGAAGAGGCCUCCAUUGAUUUUGUCUUCAUCCCCCCUGAGACAAAGGAGAGAGUUUUGACAGAGCACCAAAAGGAGGUGAAAAGGACCAAAAGGGUUGACAUCCCUGCCAUGUACAACAACCUCGAUGCCUCUUUGGACACCACAGUUUUCACCCAGUACACCCAAAGCCCGGAAGACUCAAUGGAUAAACUGCCAACUGAGCAAGCUGACAAAGUUACCGAAGAGGCUUCUGGCAAGGUUUCUGAGGCUGAUGGGACUGAAAACACCCUAGAUUAUGCCAGCCCAAAUGCUGCAGCCAGAGAAGAGAUUAUAACAGAAGACAACAAACAGGAAGAGUCUGUCCUUGAGUCAGCAGACGACCCUAUGGAGAAUGAUGCUCAGAAGGAUGAGACAGAAGACAACAACUCACAGUCUAAAGAAAGCCCCAGCCUUAAUGUUUCUUCAGAUUUGGUCAUAGGGACUCCACAGAAACCCAGCAGCCGUCGUCAGUCUUUUAUUACUCUGGAGAAGUACGCCGAGGGUAAACUCGCCAGUCCCAGCAAUGCAUCCUCAUUCACAGGUCCCCUAAUAAAAACCCUCAACAGCCAAGAAACUGGUAACGCCACCAAGACAAGUCCAACUCUACCUUCCCAGACUGCAAACAGUGCAACCUCUCAGAGCUCUUCACAUUCACCCACUGAAAAAGCAAGUGUUCCUGCAGACAAUGCCCCAGACUCUCCUCGACUGCCAAAAGACUCAAAAACCUUGCCAGUGGUAAAGCUGACGGAGAGACUUCCCUGUGACACAACAGAGGAUGAGGACAUUAUUCCAGACACCCAGACUGAAGAUAACGGGAAGGAGAAAACAAGAACGCCUCCCAGAUCAGAGGAAAAGAAACUCUCAAGCCAAGAAGAGGAAUCUGACCAGACUCUUGAUGACUCUCAGUCCUCUCAAACAUCUUCAGGUGAACCCAGACGAUCUGGACGCUCCAGAGUCAGACCGCUGCUGCCUGGUGAGGACCCACAGGACCGGGAAGAAAAGUUUGCACAGAUUAAAAGGAAACGUUCUGGAGAGGAUAAAAGUGAUUCCCAAAGCUCGUUACAAGGGAGACCAAACACAAGAAGCAAGCUGGCUGCCGAAGAGGAAAGUUCAAGAUUACAAACAAGGUCUCGACGGAGCAAAAGUGAGUCGAGUCAAACCAACUCCCAGGUCAGAGCACACAAGAGGAUCAAGUUGUACAGCAGUUCACAGGACUUUCUUGAUAAACCUGAAACCAAAAGGCGAAGCAACAGAGAGUCUAGCCAAAGUGACAUUCAGUCAGAUACACAGUCUGAUCAUGAAAGCCAGUCGAAGGGUCGGCGGCACAGAUCGUCACCGACAAAUGAAGCAGAGGGUGCAAUGAAGAGAAAAGAUGUACCCAAGAAAGUGGAACCUGUCAAAACAGCCACACAAGAGCCUGUAGAGCAAAAGGAUGAGCCUAAGAAAGACGUUGAAAUGAUCUCUCCUCAAACUGAAGGUGUGACACAAGAGGAUGUUGAACAGGCCAAAAAGGACCAAGAGGUUGGUCCAGACCAGAAGGAUUCCCCAGUGGUCACUCCACCAACUGAUGGUGAGUCACAAAGCAUCCCAGAAUCACAGGAAACGCAGAAUGUAAUAGAUGAAAAGCUGAGUCAGGAAGACUCCCAGGCGGUCACGACCUCCUCGUCUGAUAGCCAGUCUCGGCGUAGAUCACGAAGAAGUCAGGCUUCAUCUGAGGCAGCAGAUUCUGAAGAAAACAGUGAAAAUAAGGCUUUAGGAGGGAGACGGAGCAGAUCCAGUUCCCAGACAGAGAGCAGAACUGGCGGUAGGAGCACAAGGUCCAGCCCCAUCUCAACAACCGAGAAUUCUCAGUCACCAGAAGUUGCAGGAUCAGAAGAGUCCUCCCAAAGAACAGGCAGGUCUUUGAGACGAAGAUCUUCUCAAUCGUUGGUAGCCGGUGUGGAGACCUCAGAGUCAGAAUCCUCUGAGAACAGAGAAAAUGUACUUACAGGGAGGAGAGGGAGAUCUAAAAAGCUGUCUCCUCUCAGUCCUCAAACCAUUGAAGCUAAAGGCGACCAUUCGACAACAGCCGAUUCUGAUGUUUCUCAAAAAGCAGACUCUCAAAAAACACAAAAGAAAAAUCCAGAAGACUCGCAGAAAAGCCGGGAUUUGCAAAACUCAGAGUCACUGGAUGCAGUCGCUAGCAAUGAGCAGAGUCAAGACGUCCAAAUGGAGGUAGAGGUUGAUGCUGCUGUAGCCUCAGAGUCCCCUGAGACUGACUCAACAAGCACAAACCAACCACUCAAUGCAUCACCUAGCAACAAGAUGGAAGAACAGACACACACCAAAGCAGAUAUUGAAACAUCUGCACAAGAAAGUGAAGGUGAUGACCUGCAACCUUUGGAAAAACUUGAAUCAACAGAGCAGACUCAUGAUAAACUAUCCUCUGAUCUUUCUGAGAUGUUGACCGUAACUCCUCCUGAUGAGACGCAAGAGGAACAGCAGAUCUGCGAGUCUGUAACUAAGACUUUGGUAGAAGCAGCUGACACAGUUACAGAAAAACAAACCAUAGAUUUAGAACAAGAACAUUGCAUUACUGUGGUGGAUGGAGCUCAAAACCAUGAUGAUGCCUCCACAGAACCAAACCAGACACAGCCUAACACCAUAGGUGAACUGUUAAAGGAGGAGGAACAGCCUAAUUAUGUCAGAGAAGAUGAAUCCCAAAUCCAGCCCGCAGAGGUCAGUGAAGGCAUCACUUCUCUUCAAAGCAAUGAAGAUGGCAGUGCCCAGAUCACAGAGUGUCAGAAUGAAGAGAUGAUGGAGGAACACGAGGCUGUGGAUGCUCCUUUGGCUGCAGAGGCCGCCGGUGAAGCCUCUUUUAUGUCGAGCAAAGAUGUUUCUCCAGUGAAACAGAAGGACCUGGAAGCUGUGAUGGGCUCAGAUGUUGGACAAAGCCCCAGCAGCAGCAGGACCAGAGGAACGUGGUCUCCUUCUGCCUCCCCGUCUACCAGUAUUCUAAAGAAGGGCCAGAAGAGACCACUAGAGGAGGAGUCUCCCUCACCUCUUGUGAAGUCGAGACGAGUCUCCUUCGCCAACCCGAUCCAACAGCAGGAAACCGCAGACGACAUCGACCGUCGCAGCCCCGCCAUCAGAACCAGCUCACCCCGAAGAGCCAAGAGCAGCAGCAUCCCACAGCCGAAGCAUGUCAGUACUCCGACAAAGGGCUUGCUCAUCCUGAGUCCCAGAAAUCUGCACAGUCCAGGUUACAAGAGCUCCAAGAAAUGCCUGAUUUCUGAAAUGGGCCAAGAGCCUCGGCCAGUUUCCAAAGACUGCAUCUACCCUCCUCUGGUGGGGUGUUCUGCCCCUGUGGAGGCUGUGCUGCCUCAGAUAUCCUCCAACAUGUGGUCUCGUGGCUUCGGGCAGCUCGUGCGGGCCAGAAACAUCAAAACAGUUGGUGACCUCAGUGCUCUAACUCCAACUGAGAUCAAGACUCUGCCGAUUCGUUCCCCGAAGGUGUCCAACGUCAGGAAGGCCCUUAAAGUCUAUGAACAGCAGCGUAAAGGACGAGGUGGAGACGAGCUGAAGAGUUUUGACGAAAUGGAGAUGAUGACGUCCGAAGUGGAGGAAACAAAUGCACCUCCAAACCAGGAAGAGGAGGAGAAGCCUUCAGCUGACGCACUAUCCGGAGAGCUCGUGGAUGAGGCCAAUGGAAAGGUGGAGCACGACCACUCUGGGAUUCAGACCCUCGACACAUCCGAUGCUGAGGAGAAACCCGAAGGACAGUUACAGUCUGCUUCGCUGCUGUCGGAUGUCGAAGCCCUGAGCUGCAGGAUAUCAGAAGAACUCAGUCAGUGUUCGCCGCAGCAGCUCGUCGAGUUACACGACCACUUAGGAGGCGCGAUGAGGCGUGUGAUGGUGGAGAUGCACACACGCCUCUGCAAGACGGAUGGAAAACCAUGAGACCGAUACGUCUGCUGCAUCAGACGGCUGUUCCAGGCACAUUACAUAAUCCACCGGCCAUAUCCCUGCAGACAAAAAAAAUGGCAAAAGGCUGUGACAUGGUUUUUUUUCCACUCCUUUGGCUUGCAAAGGAUAAUUUUCUGUUUUUAAAAUGUUACACCAUGGCCUUUUUUAAAAAAGUGUUUUUAUGUUCGUUUGUUUUUUUUUUUUAACUUCUUGCUUGCGCUAAAGACAUUUUUAGAGACUCAAAGGGAAGCACAGCCACACUUUUUAACUGUGUCAAAAAGAAUUUUUACCAGUGGUAGUUGGGACUGGUUGGUAUUUUUCUAAUGCCCGCUUAUUUCAUAAAGGGCUCAUGUUAAAAAUGUAUCUAAAAAACUUCUCUGUGAACUUUUACUCUGCCAAUUUGUAAAUAAUGCUUCUCUCAUGUCAGUUCAUUCUUGUUUGGCUGCUCAAACCUCUUGUAUAUACUAUAGUAUUUGGUAGUUUGUAAACUCUUUAGUUUCUUAGUGAAUUUUAAUGUCAUCAUAGAUGUUUAGAUAUAGACGUUCUGCACUUAGGUUUCUGAUCAGCUUUUCAAAUCUUUCAAUAAAAUAUAGAAUUUACAAUCCCGUUUUUAACAGAUUUUAUGUGAACAUACCUCAACUUAAAAUACAGAUAACUGGUCAUUUGUGAAAACAUAGGCUAUCAAUUAAAACAGACAUGGAGGAUAUUCUACAUGCAUGCUUAUGUGGUCGAUGCUGAUACCAUUUAUGAUUUAUAUUUAGAUUAGAGUUAUCUUCCUUCAGUAAAAUCUUCAUUAUUAAAAACAACACUAACCCGUAUUAAAGUCUUUCAGCCUUACUGUUUGAAUUCAGUCAUCAAACCUUAAAUAAAACCCACACAUUGAUCAAUAAAUGUCUUAUUUGCUGUAGACUAAUGAAAAUGUCAAGGUCAUUUACUGGCAAAAACCAAUGUAAUAUUUCUUAUUUUUAUGUGUAUAGAAUUGUCUCAAACCCUGUGCGGUACAUAAAACAGUUUCUUCUGGUUAAAAUGCUGCAAGUAUAUUUUGUUUACUUGGCUGUGUAUUAUAUCAGAUUGAUUCAAUUAUUCAAGCUCUUUUUGAAAUAAAUCUGAAUUGAUGACAAAAUUGA